GCGCGCCGCUGCACCCGCUCGCGCUGGGCAACGUGGCCACGCUGCGGCGCAUGCUCGACGAGCACCCCCGCGAGCUGGGCCACGUGCGCGUCGUCGGCGUCGGCGGCGUCCUGGACGCCGGCGGGUGCGCGCGCAUGAGGGCCGCGGGGGCGUACGCCGUCGCCGUGGCCACGGGGCUCGGGGCCAAGGGCGUCGGGGUGUUUGAGGAGAUUGCGCAGGGGAGCGGUGGUGGUGGUAGUGGUCUUGCUAGGGGCGGUGGGGAUGGGAAGGGAGGAGCAGGAGGAGGACGAGGAGGGCAACGGCGGCAGCAGCAAAAAUCUCUACUGUGA
Messenger RNA from Thyridium curvatum, 329 nucleotides. RefSeq lists its product as uncharacterized. The transcript has a single exon. The annotation marks the transcript as partial. The record is from RefSeq and is a predicted model, not a curated record. NCBI's taxonomy places the organism in Eukaryota, Fungi, Ascomycota, Sordariomycetes, Thyridiales, Thyridiaceae.